Meloidogyne enterolobii is the source of this 966-nucleotide messenger RNA. The record is from the annotation of a GenBank genome assembly. NCBI's taxonomy places the organism in Eukaryota, Metazoa, Nematoda, Chromadorea, Rhabditida, Meloidogynidae.
UUUUCUUUUUUUGGAGAGUCAGGACAGGGGAGGCAUAUCGGGAUAUUUCCAUGUAAGAGCAGGUUUCAGAACCUUUGGGGUUUCCCUUGAUCCGAAGGAACCCCAAAAAACAACCCCUAAAAUUUGUAGCAAAAAUUUUUUAAAAGAAUGACAUUUGAUCCCAUAAGAAUUCGCGACCAACGGCCACUGCUUGGAUUUCCACAUGUCCAUCCCGAUAUGUCUCCCUACCAAUCAUUUAAUAUAAGUGAACAAGGCUUUGAUAAUGAAAAUAAUGAGGAAGAUGAUCCAACUGAAUUUACGUCAAAAUUGCUUGAAUAUUUGAGAAAGAGAAAGGUUGUACAUGUUGACCAAGUCUCAUCAAAUUUCCAUUUAAAACCAGAUGUUACUAUUGAAAGAAUAAAUUCAUUAUUAGAAGAAAAAUUAAUUACUGGUGUUUUUGAUGAUAGAGGUUCAAUUUCAAAAAAAUUCGAAAAAUCUUUCCCCAAUUUUUUAGGUCUUUUUAUAUUUAUCAGCCCAGAGGAAUUAAAUAAUGUUGCCAAAUUUAUUACCCAAAGAGGAAGAGUAGCCCUUUCGGAAAUUGCCGAGAACAGCUCAAAAUUAAUUUCUUUUGCUACACCUUCAGAUUAAAAAAUAUAACAAUUUUUUUUUGCUUUAAAAGAUUCGGAUAGAUCAUUCGCCAGGGAUGGGCCAUGGUUAAAAAAAUUUUUUUAAUCAAAAAAAAUCAAAAUUUUUUUGGGUUCGGGUAAAAAAAUUUUUUUACCCAGAAAUCAGAGACCCUAACUUUUUUCCGAGCCGAAAAACCCUGACUUUUCUCAAUCCGAUCCAUCCCGGUUACUCUUUCACCUUUAAAAUUGUUUCCUUCCAAUUGGAGGGAUCACCCACCAGAGGUAGGCCUUGGUUCCCGAGACCCAAAAUUUUUUCUUUAACCCAAGCCCAUCCCUGCCUUUCACCUCUCCCCUUAUUUUU